AUGGCUUCGCAUUCGAAUCUCAGUGCUGCCGUCAACGCCGACAUCCCCUACAGCACGCCGAGCACGCCGCAUCCGCAGCAUCAGGUGGGAUGGAUCGGACUCGGCAACAUGGGCGUCAAGAUGGCCGCCAACCUGGCCAAGCACAUGCGCGAGAUGUCGCCGCCGCUGCCGCCUCUGCUCGUGUACAACCGCACCGCCUCCAAGGCGCAGGCGCUCGAGAAGGAGCUCAACGGCCUCGUCAAGGCGGUCGACUCGAUCGAGGCGAUCGGUAGCCAGUGCGACCUCAUCUUCACCAGUCUCUCGGACGAUGAAGCUGCCGAGCACGUCUACGAUUCCCUGCUGCAGGCCGAGGAGAAGCGCGUGGGCAAGCACAUCCAGGAGCGCAUCUCCAGCGGCUUCUCCACGUUACUUAUCGACACCAGCACGCUCUACCCCGCCACCACGGGCAAGAUCGAGCGCAAGAUCUCGGCUCUCCCCAAGCGACACUUUGUCGCCGCCCCGGCCUUCGGCCCGCCUCCCAUGGCUGCCGCUGCCAAGCUCGUCUUUGCCGUCGCAGGGCCGUACAACUCGAAAAAGUUUGCUUCGCAGUUCCUGGUGCCUGCCAUGGGACGCAAGAUCAUGGACUUUGGAAGCAACCCCGAGCGCGCUGCAUCCUUCAAGCUGAUCGGAAACUCGAUCAUCGUCUCGACCAUCGAGAUGCUUUCCGAGACCAUGACGCUGGCAGACAAGACGGGCGUGGGCAGCGACCGCGUCUACGAGUGGCUCGAGGAGUUCUUCCCCGCCCCUUCGGCGCUCGGCUACGGCAAGAAGAUCCUCGACAGCAACUUCCAGGGCGAGAACGGCUUCACGCUCAACGGCGGAAUCAAGGAUGCCUCCCACAUCAUCAAGCUCGGAGAAUCCGUCGACUGCCCGCUGCCCAUCAUCGAGCUCGCCAGACAGCAUAUGGUCAGCGCCCGUGCCAUCGGCGGCGCCAACCUCGACUGGAGCUCUCUCUCCGCCGGCUUCCGUGUCACGGCUGGCGUGGAGCCGUUCGAGAAGAAGGAGAUGCUCAAAAAGUGGGCCCAAGACGAGCGCGGCUCUUCCAAGUGA
Moesziomyces antarcticus is the source of this 1089-nucleotide messenger RNA. RefSeq names its product NAD(P)-binding protein. The record is from RefSeq and is a predicted model, not a curated record. The transcript has a single exon. Gene Ontology annotation, molecular function: NAD binding; oxidoreductase activity, acting on the CH-OH group of donors, NAD or NADP as acceptor; NADP binding. Lineage: Eukaryota; Fungi; Basidiomycota; Ustilaginomycetes; Ustilaginales; Ustilaginaceae. The coding region runs from base 1 to 1089 and encodes 362 amino acids.